AUGGCGUGUCGAGCGCGACCGGUAGCAUUGCCGCUUUCCGAGGAAGAGGCCCAUGUUGCACGGCAGUUGGUAAUGGCAGACGUUGAGAGCAGCGCGCGGCGGAGAGCGACCAGCCAACAGGCCUGCGAGGGAAAGCGCAAGAUCUGCCUCUUGGGCAAUAUCGGCGUGCAUGAUCUUGCUAGUCCUUUGCGCUCGUCCGCCCCCUAA
Molecule: messenger RNA, 207 nt
Organism: Colletotrichum spaethianum
Lineage: Eukaryota; Fungi; Ascomycota; Sordariomycetes; Glomerellales; Glomerellaceae
Exons: 2
Coding region: 1-207 (68 amino acids)
Source: RefSeq, a predicted model, not a curated record